UGUCUUGAAUCACCUUUGGAGCAAAUGUCAUAAAAAUCUGAACGAGGUGUUGUGGCUCAGUGUGGCUCAGCAGACAGCCUGCUGAGCAGCACAGUGGGCAGAGAGGGACAGAGGAGGCAGCCAGAAAAGGAAGCACGACUCGCUUAUCGCGUCAUUCUGGGUUAGGCGUUGAGCAGGAAACAGCCUUUCCUCUCGGAUUGUCGCAGUAGGAACAAACACACAUUUUUGUCUUUGCUCAAUGCACCCCUCGGCACAGAACACGCGAAAGCCGGUCAGAAGGAAAAAUGCUUCCUUCGAUAGAGAUAGCUGUCCUGCUCCUCGGCGUCCUGGCUUUGGAGACGCGCCGGAGUGCCAGCGCGCUGCACAUCCAACAGGCAUUCGCGUCUCCAAAUCACACCAAUAACUUCGUGUUGGACCCAGUUUCCAGGAAAGUCUACCUGGCCACCGUCAACACCGUCUAUCAGCUUAACGGGACCUUGAAAAUGGAGGUGGAGAAGAGGACCGGGCCGGUGGAGGACAACCUGUUGUGCCAUGCGCCACAGCUGCCCCAGGCUCCGUGCGAGCAUCCCAAAUCCCUCACUGAUAACCACAACAAGCUGCUGAAGCUGGACCGUGAGCAGGGGGUCGUGGUGGUGUGUGGAUCUGUGUACCAGGGCUUCUGUGAGCUCCGGAAAAUGGAGAAUAUUUCGGAGAUAGCGGUGGAGUUCCCACCCCAGGGCGAGAAGACUGUUUUCCCCAGCAUGCUCAACAUCGCUGCUAAUCACCCAAAUGCGUCCACGGUGGGUCUCAUCUUCAACAGCCACGGGGGAAACACCCGGCUGCUGGUCGGGGCAACUUACACAGGGGCUGGCACCCAAUUUUUCCCCAAGAACCACAGCAAGGAAGACCUGCGCUUUGAAAACACCCCGGAGAUUGCUAUCCGCUCCUUGAACAUCAAGGAUUUAUCACGACUUUUCACCUAUGACAUUAACCCUUCAGAGGAUAAUGUAUUCAAGAUCAAACAGGAGGUCAAAACCAAAAACAAGCUGAACUUCGUGCACGCGUUCAUUCAGAAGUCUUACUCCUACAUUGCCUUUAAUAAUGAUGCCAAAAUGGGCCACAAGGAGAGCCUGCCCAACAGCAUCCUCGCCAGGAUCUGUCUGGAUACCGAAAACCCCCGAAAACCCACAGGGCCGGAGAGCAGGAAGCUUACUGAGUCCUACAUUCAGUUGCCCCUACAGUGCGGAUUUAACGGGAACAUUUACAACCGACUGCUGUCCGUUUACCCCGUGGAGAUCCAGGCAGAUAACGGGAGGAGCCCGGAGCCAUACCUUUUUGGAGUGUUUUCCAAGGCGGAUAAAAAGUCUGCUCUUUGCGCGUUCAAGUUUGGAGACAUCGAGGAAGAGAUUAGACAGGGCCGGAGGAACUGCUCCAACUCCCCCAGCAGCGACGUGCAGGUGCUGGACAGCGUCAUCCAGGGCUCCGGAGCAGCCUGCAUUCAAAAGGGAAACCUGGUGCUGCAGCCCGAGCAGCUGGACUGUGGAGCAGCCCACCUACAGCACCCUCUGGCUCUACGGAGGUCCCUGAGGGCAACUCCCCUUGUUGAGUACUCAGGUCUGAGUUCAGUCUCUGUGGACUAUGUUCACAACCACACGGUGGUCUUUCUAGGAACCAGUAAUGGACGACUUCGUAAGCUGACCUUCUUAGCGAACAUGACCUUGGCCAAUCAGUGGACGCUGAAGCUGCCAGCCAGUGAGGCUGUGCACCACAUCAUGACCUUCGACCCCAACGACAGAAACUUCCUCUAUCUCAUGACCUCUCACCAUAUGCUCAGGGUGAAGGUAGCAGAGUGUGACCAGUGGGGGAGCUGCAAUGACUGUUUGGGAGCAGGCGACGCCUACUGUGGCUGGUGUACCCUUGAGAAUCGAUGUACCAUCCAGGAGUGUGCUCAGGGACUGUUGGCACGCUCCUGGAUCAGCAUGGGUGAAGGCCCUCUGCAGUGUCCGUCCAUGACUCUGACGCCCCCUGAGAUCAGCAUCUCUGCGGACAUCAAGGAUGUUGGCAUUCUGAUAAACGGCAGUGUCCCUGAUCUAGCCGGCUCACGGGUGGAGUGUGAAUACGCGCCUGGUGUUUCUACAGCUGCCACAGUGCAUCUAGACUAUGGACCUGCUCAGAUCCAGACCUGCCCCCUCCUUCCGCGAGACAACUACCAACCAAUCCUCCCUGGCACAGAUCAUCUGACUGUUUCUGUGGCGAUAAAAGUGAAUGGUACAUCUGUGGUAUCUGGGACCUUCAUCAUCUACGACUGUGAGAGGACUGGCGCCAUACACCCCAAGACAUCGUGA
Notolabrus celidotus (New Zealand spotty) is the source of this 2324-nucleotide messenger RNA. RefSeq names its product plexin-D1-like. Gene Ontology annotation, biological process: positive regulation of axonogenesis; regulation of cell shape; negative regulation of cell adhesion. The record is from RefSeq and is a predicted model, not a curated record. Gene Ontology annotation, cellular component: semaphorin receptor complex. Gene Ontology annotation, molecular function: protein binding; semaphorin receptor activity. NCBI's taxonomy places the organism in Eukaryota, Metazoa, Chordata, Actinopteri, Labriformes, Labridae.